AUGCUAUGCAACCCCCUCUCUGCCACAUGGACAAACCACGCAGCUGGGAUCUGUGCAGUGUCUGUCAUAUGCACGACUGCGUACAAGCUGACAUUUGAAGUUCGCUACAAAACGCCUCAAAAGCACUUCUUCCAGCCUGGUCUCCGACUGAUCCACGACGCAAAACAAAGCCAAGCUCAACGCAAGGAUCGUGAACACCAACAUGCGUUGAAACAUCUUCGCGCCGCUGUGCGUUACUCUUCUGACUGGUGGAUUGGACGAGUUGUCGCCGCCGAGACGACAAUCGGUUUCAUACCGACGGCAAGAAGAUUGGCUCGACUCAUAGAACAGAACGAGGAAGAACAGGAAAAAGCUGCGACAGAAAAGAAUGCGAUCGUAACAAAACAAGCUGAAAUCUGGGAGUACCCAAACCCGUAUACAGUGGUCCCAUCGACUCGUCCUAUCAUACUACUCGGUCCAUGCUAUCAAUCGUCAAGACUUACACAAUUGAUGCAUGCCGCUGUGCGUUCGGCGAUAGUGAAGAAGUUCGGGAGUCGCGUGCGUCGACUGACUACUGAUAUCGGAGACAAAAGCUCGUCGAAACUGACAUUCGAUAUCAACGAAAGAGAGCUUCGUCUCAUAACGGCUAUGACCGAAGAUCUACAUCUGGUUCUACUCGAAUGCCCAAACAUCAGCACACCGGCUGAUGUUGCUCAGCUGAACAUGGCUCCUAUAAUGUUUUUAUUUCGGAUAAGUAACAGAAAGAUUUUGCUCAAACUACUUAAGAAAACAGGCAUCAAAGGAGGGAACGCUGUAGCAGGUGCUGACGCACUCAAUCAGCUGACACCGGAUUUGGUGGAUAUUAUCAUCGAGGACAACGGUCUACACGAAGCCACAAAGAAAAUCUUUAAAUUCUUGGAAGCUUACUGGUUAGCUCUACAUCCAACUACACCAAUUCUGGAAGAGGAAUAUCUUGAAAAGGGAACGAACUUGAAUGCUAAUGAAGAGGCGCACUACAGGGAACACGGUUGUGGCUCAACAAAGCAUUUUGAUCGAAGUAACAAAUAA
Necator americanus (New World hookworm) is the source of this 1047-nucleotide messenger RNA. RefSeq lists its product as uncharacterized. The transcript is spliced from 8 exons. The record is from RefSeq and is a predicted model, not a curated record. Lineage: Eukaryota; Metazoa; Nematoda; Chromadorea; Rhabditida; Ancylostomatidae. Bases 1 to 1047 code for a protein of 348 amino acids.